AUGAAUUCUCCCAAAAAUCUCUCAACACUCUUUCUCUCGCUUUUAAUCUCUUUUAACUCUAUCAUCUCAUCAUCAUCAUCAUCUUCUUCUCCGUCAAGAACAAGCACAAUCGCAAGUAACAAUAACAAUGAGUAUUCGUAUUCGUUUUUUGAUAGUACGACAAGUAGUGCUAAUUCCUUGAAUUCCAAGCCAAAAAACCAAUCAAAAUCCACGGUGAGAAAACCGUCGUCAACCGGCUGUGAGGUGUGGACCAAGGCCUGCUCGGAAGAUGUUUUGGCCCUGGCACGGCGGCCCGAGACUGUUGCUUGGUUAAAGAGCGUGAGGAGGAAGAUUCACGAGAAUCCUGAACUUGCUUUUGAAGAAGUCAAAACAAGUGAGUUAGUUAGAGACGAGUUGGAUAAGAUGGGGAUCCAAUAUAGGUAUCCUUUAGCUAAAACGGGUGUUCGGGCUUGGAUCGGCACCGGCGGGCCUCCUUUUGUGGCUGUUCGAGCUGAUAUGGAUGCUCUGCCAAUUCAGGAAGCUGUAGAGUGGGAGUACAAAAGCAAAGUCGCAGGCAAAAUGCAUGCUUGUGGACAUGAUGCUCAUGUCGCAAUGCUGAUGGGUGCUGCCAAGAUUUUGAAGAGCCGCGAAAAUCUCUUGAAGGGAACUGUAAUACUGCUCUUUCAGCCAGCAGAGGAAGCUGGGAAUGGAGCAAAACGGAUGAUAGGAGAUGGGGCUCUAGAGGACGUGGAAGCUAUAUUUGCAGUUCAUGUAUCCCAUGAGCAUCCUACCGCCAUCAUUGGUUCAAGGCCUGGUCCUUUGCUAGCUGGAUGUGGCUUCUUCAGAGCGGUAAUUAGUGGCAAAAAGGGCCGUGCUGGCAGCCCUCACCGCUCUGUUGACCCCAUUUUGGCUGCUUCUGCUGCUGUAAUCAGCUUGCAGAGCAUUGUGUCUCGUGAAGCAAAUCCGUUGGACUCUCAGGUAGUGUCUGUUACCACAAUGGAUGGAGGCAAUAAUCUGGACAUGAUUCCAGACACAGUUGUACUCUGUGGCACUUUCAGGGCUUUCUCCAACGCAAGCUUUUAUCAACUUCUUCAAAGAAUCGAAGAGGUGAUUGUGGAACAGGCUUCUGUUUUCAGAUGCUCAGCAACAGUAGACUUCUUUGAAAAGGAGUCCACGAUCUAUCCCCCAACCGUGAACGAUGAUCAAAUGUACGAGCAUGUGAGAAAGGUGGCGAUUGAUUUGUUGGGUCCGACAAACUUCAGGGUGGUACCACCAAUGAUGGGCGCCGAGGACUUCUCGUUUUACACCCAAGUGGUCCCUACAGCUUUCUAUUACAUAGGCGUGAGGAACGAGACCUUGGGGUCAAUACACACAGGCCAUUCACCAUAUUUCAUGAUAGAUGAAGAUGUUCUCCCCAUAGGUGCUGCAACUCAUGCAACUAUUGCUGAAAGAUAUCUCAUUGAGCAUGGUUGA
This is a messenger RNA of Dovyalis caffra, 1452 nucleotides long. Lineage: Eukaryota; Viridiplantae; Streptophyta; Magnoliopsida; Malpighiales; Salicaceae. The record is from the annotation of a GenBank genome assembly.